UCGCGGACAGGCAGUGCCGCAGACACCCGGGCGAGGACCCGCGCGCGUCCGUGGAUCGGCUACGGGGCGAGCGGCCUGCGGUCUGCGCCAGCCACACGCACGCGCACUGCACCCAGCAUGAGGGUCGCGGCCCUGAUCAGUGGUGGGAAGGACAGCUGUUACAACAUGAUGCAGUGUAUUGCUGCAGGACAUCACAUUGUUGCUUUAGCAAAUCUGAGACCAGAUGAAAACAAAGUGGAGUCAGACGAACUGGAUAGCUACAUGUAUCAGACAGUGGGUCACCAUGCCAUUGAUCUGUAUGCAGAAGCAAUGGCUCUUCCCUUGUACCGUAGAACCAUAAGAGGAAAGAGCUUGGAGACAGGAAAAAUGUAUACCGUAUGUGAAGGUGAUGAAGUUGAAGAUCUCUAUGAACUCUUGAAACUGGUUAAGGAAAAAGAAGAAAUAGAAGGGGUAUCAGUAGGUGCUAUACUUUCUGAUUAUCAACGUGUGCGAGUAGAAAAUGUAUGUAAACGGCUUAAUCUCCAGCCUUUAACUUACCUUUGGCAGAGAAACCAGGAAGACUUGCUCCGAGAGAUGAUAGCAUCAAACAUUGAAGCCAUUAUCAUCAAAGUAGCAGCUUUGGGCUUAGAUCCUGAUAAGCAUCUUGGGAAAACCCUGGAUGAAAUGGAGCCUUAUCUUUUUGAGCUUUCAAAGAAGUAUGGUGUCCAUAUAUGUGGGGAAGGUGGUGAAUAUGAAACAUUCACUUUGGAUUGCCCUCUAUUUAAGAAGAAAAUCAUUGUGGACUCUUCAGAAGUAGUCAUACACUCUGCUGAUGCAUUUGCACCUGUGGCUUAUCUGCGACUUUCAGAGUUACACCUGGAAGAAAAGGUGUCUUCAGUACCUGGAAAUGAUGAAACAAUUAAUUAUAUAUACAAGUCUUGAAAUUUAUGCUGCAUUUUAAAAAUUAUGACUAACUUUCCUCAUUAAGUUUUUGUACUUCUUCAAAAAAUAUAAUGGGACCAUUGAUUAACUGGAAGAAUUUCGGUGAACUCUUCUCUAAUAUUGCCAAUUUUCUCAACUUUCUUUCCUUUAAAAAUUUUUUUCUUUUGUUUUUUGAGGUUACAAUAUAAUUACAUCAUCUCCCCAUCUUCCUCUAAGCCCUACACUAUAUCCCUCCUUGCUCACUUUGAAAUUUAUGGCCUUUUUUUUAUUACUAUUUUUACAUACCUCACUCUUUCUAUGUCUCUCUGUU
Onychomys torridus (southern grasshopper mouse) is the source of this 1231-nucleotide messenger RNA. It is a transcript of the gene Dph6, whose product is annotated as diphthamine biosynthesis 6. Gene Ontology annotation, molecular function: diphthine-ammonia ligase activity. Gene Ontology annotation, biological process: protein histidyl modification to diphthamide. The record is from RefSeq and is a predicted model, not a curated record. The transcript has 9 exons. NCBI's taxonomy places the organism in Eukaryota, Metazoa, Chordata, Mammalia, Rodentia, Cricetidae. The coding region runs from base 118 to 921 and encodes 267 amino acids.